Molecule: messenger RNA, 1667 nt
Organism: Lingula anatina
Lineage: Eukaryota; Metazoa; Brachiopoda; Lingulata; Lingulida; Lingulidae
Biological process (GO): regulation of transcription by RNA polymerase II
Cellular component (GO): nucleus
Molecular function (GO): DNA-binding transcription factor activity; RNA polymerase II cis-regulatory region sequence-specific DNA binding
Source: RefSeq, a predicted model, not a curated record
AGCUAUCAAUCGGAUAUCUCGCAGGAUGCAGACAAAAGCAAAUUUGUUGAUGAUACAAAAGAGGGCGCGAUGUCUGCAGCUUUGGAGAGAAGCAGCAGAGAGGCAUCGAGUCAGAUGUCUAGGUCAUUGUUGUCUAAAGCACUACAGAGGAAGAGGCGCUACCCAACCUCCCGUCCAUUCAAGUGCGACCAAUGUGGAAAUUCUUUCAACCAAAGGAUACAUUUGAAGAAGCAUUUGUACAAGCAUCAAGGUGAAAAGCCAUUCAAAUGCCAGCAGUGUGAUUACUCCACAGUGGAACGCAGCCAUUUGAAAGUCCACAUCAGGAUACAUACUGGGGAGAAGCCAUACAAGUGCACUCAUUGUGAGUAUGCAACAGCUCAGAACAGUACAUUGAAGAUACAUGUCAAACGCCAUCAUGGUGGCUUCCAGCUCAGCUGCACUUCCUGCGGCAAACAAUUUGCCGAGAAAGACAUGCUCGAAGAUCAUAAACGGGAGCAUCCCGACCACCAGCUUAUCAAGACACGGACAAGUGCUGGAGGAAGCCCAGAAUCGUCGGAUGCAGAAUUGGCUUUUCAUCAACUGGGACCAACACAAGGGGGGAAAGAGGUGAAAUUGCUCCACAGUGAUCUUAAGCAGGAUAAUACUUAGGGUAGUCAUAGUGACUUAGUUUAGACAGAUAUGCCAAGAAAUAUUUGUCAUGCCAAGUGUGGAGGGAUUUAUUUAUUAAUAUUAUUUUUCUUCACUAGUUGAUUUGGUGACAGUUUGAUCAUGAUGGGAACAUUAUUGGCUGGAGUUUAUGUGGACGAGUUAAGAUACAUAAUGAUAGAUAUACAAGAUGUAUAAUAAUAAGGGCCAAUUUUCUUAUAUCAAGAUAAAAUCUUGUGAUCGAUUUACAUUUUAAGAUUAAUGGCUUUACCUUACAUGGUUGAGGCAUGAAGAGGGGUAGUUAAAGAUUUCUAUUGUUGUGAAUGAAAUUUUAAAGAAAAGCAGAAAACCUGAAAGAUGCAUGUCCAAGUUCAUGUGAAUGAGAUGAAUUAGUUUCUAGGCAGCAAAUGAAGAGCUUCAAAGCCAAUUUGUCAGUAGAGGGUUUUGAGUGAAAUUUGCUUAUUGGAAAAGUCUCAGAACAGUUAAUUUCCUUUAGUUGUCUUUUUAAAAGAUAUUUAAAUUUUUUUACCACCAUGGACAUUUGUGUCUCUUAAAUGUAUUGCAUUCAACAUUUGUUUUUAUAUUUCUUUUGUGGCAAAGGAGAUACAAACAGCUAAUACUUCUGUUACAGAGUAGAGGCUAAACAGAGCACAAGAAGCACAGGUGUAAUUUUCGGUUUUAUUUUGAACUUCUCAGCACCAGAGUUUUACUUUCAUCACAUGAUUUCGAUUUUGUGCACUUGUCAAUGAAUGUAUUUUGUUCAAUUUGGUAUGUUAGAAAAAAGCAUACCAGUAAAACUGUACUAUGUGUGUAAACCCUCUUCAGGUCGCGGGAUUUAAAUACUUUAGAAAUUGUCACCUUAAAACUAUUUAACAUGUAGCUAUUUUUUCACUAUUAUAUAUAUAUAUAUUAAUAUAUAUUAUGAAUACGAGCCCUAAAAUGAUUUAACUCCUGUGUAAACAGGUGCUGCUUUACAGUUUACUUCAAGAACAUGCAUGUUAUAGCACUCCUUAGAAAAGUAC